AUGCAGAUGGCCGAUGACUUGCUUGACGAUAGCUAUGGGGCCUGUAUGAUAAAGGGAAGCCAUCCGGCAAGCCCCGUCGGAAAUACCAUGAGAGAAAAUGCUGUGCCGCCCACGACCCUUCAUCAUUGGUCCCAGAUACUUGCUGACAUGCACACCACGCAGGCCCAACUAGAUGGGAAGGAAAUGGCACUGCAGGGCACAUCCUUCGAGGUCCGGGUGUUCUAA
Molecule: messenger RNA, 225 nt
Organism: Penicillium verrucosum
Lineage: Eukaryota; Fungi; Ascomycota; Eurotiomycetes; Eurotiales; Aspergillaceae
Exons: 1
Coding region: 1-225 (74 amino acids)
Source: RefSeq, a predicted model, not a curated record